AUGACAGGCUCCGAACAUCUCAAUGUCUUCAAGGGUCCUGAAUCCGUUCGCAACUAUUUCGACCCUGAGCAAUCACCUCCUUUGCCUCUAGUUGAGAUUCCCGAUUGUCUCAACCCUUACCGUCAGGAUGGCGUUCGCAUCUACGCCAAGAUGAUGACCAUGCACCCUGCCACCAAUGUCAAGGUGAUGCCCGCUAUGAACUUGUUGGAGAACGGUGUUGAGCCUGGCAAGACAAAGACCAUCGUCGAGAGCAGUUCCGGUUCAACUGUCAUUUCCAUGGCCAUGGUUGCCCGUGCUUUUCACGGUAUUAACGAUGUUCACGCCUAUCUCAGCAACAAGACAAGUGAGACCAAGCUGCGCAUGAUGCAGUUCUUUGGCCUCAAUGUUACCCUUUUUGGUGGCCCUGCUCAACCUACGCCGGUUGAUGAGCGAGGUGGUAUCAGAGCCGCAGCCCGAAAAGAUGCCCAGUCUGAAUCUGUGUGCAGUCCUAACCAGUACAUCAAUGACGAUAACUGGAAGUCACAUGUGCGAUGGACUGGUCCUCAAAUCCACCGCCAACUCCCAGAGAUCAAUGUGAUUGUAGCCUCCAUGGGAACUUCUGGCACCAUGACUGGUCUCGGUACCUACUUCAAGGAGGCCAAGCCUGAUGUGUACAGAAUUGCUGUAUGUACCAACGCAGGAGAGCGUGUCCCUGGACCUCGCGAGUACUCCUUGAUGAGCGAGGUGGGGUUCCCAUACCUAGCCUCUCACGAUGCCCUCGAGGAAGUCGGCGCACCAGACUCAUACUCCCUCUCAUUGGACCUUACUCGCCAGGGUAUCGUCUGCGGUCCUUCCUCGGGUUUCACUCUGAAGGGUCUGUUCCAGCGCCUUGAGAAGCUGAAGCAAGAGGGAAAGCUAUCGGAGCUUGCUGGAUCUGAUGGCGAGAUCCACUGUGUGUUCAUGUGCUGCGAUCUCCCCUUCCAGUACUUGAACGAGUACUUCUCUAACCUAGGUCCUGAGAAGUUUAGCCCUCUUCGUAAUGAGCGCUUGAGGAACGUCGAUCUCUACCGUUAUGAUGACGCCUGGGAGCUCAACUCUCUGACUGCCCUAUCAAACUACUUCACCAUUCACCCCCUAGGAACACAUGACACCGUCCUCUCCCUCGCAGACCAAAUCGACAAGGCCCUCACUCCCUCUAUCAACACCCAAAUCCUGGACUUCCGCCGCUCAUCAGACUACGACGCUUUCCACCUCCCCAACUCUGUCAACAUUCCCCUCGAGGCUCUUCGCAACGGACCCGACAGUGGCAGCCCCUUCUCCAACCCCGCCGACGAGUGCGCCAUGCUCGAGGAAGUCUGGCUUGAGCUGGAGAGCCUCUUCAGCGUCAAGGACAAGAGCGGUAACCGAAAUGCUAGCGCUGAAGCGCUCAUGUCUAUGCUCCGUGGCAAGAAGGUCUUGACUCUAUGCUACGACGGUGAUAGCUCUCGUGUUGCCAACAGUGUCCUUCGUGCCAAGGGCGUUGAGGCAGAGUGUGUUCGUGGAGGUUACGGUGCAUUGGCUAAGUUGCAGAUGCCUUGCAACAACACCUGCGAGGUUGUCUCUAUCCCCGUUCCUGUGGAAGUCUAA
Molecule: messenger RNA, 1605 nt
Organism: Fusarium coffeatum
Lineage: Eukaryota; Fungi; Ascomycota; Sordariomycetes; Hypocreales; Nectriaceae
Exons: 7
Coding region: 1-1605 (534 amino acids)
Cellular component (GO): cytoplasm
Molecular function (GO): cystathionine beta-synthase activity; cysteine synthase activity
Source: RefSeq, a predicted model, not a curated record